UGGUUCUUGUGAACGGAGGACACGAAUGAUCCCCCUUUGGCACUGCUUAAGUUGUUCUGUGCUCUGCAAGGAAUUAAUACCCUACAGAGGAGGAUAAAAAGCAAGGUUCUCACCCUGGGGGCAUCUGAAGGGGAGCUGCAACUCUGAUUCUGGACCCAAUUUCUGCAGACCUGGCCCCAGACACUGCUCUCUCAAGGAGCUAUGAAGCGGCACGUCUUUUUGGGGGAUUUCCUUUUUACGUUUAUCGUUUUCCAGUCCUUCUCUUUGGGCCUGGGCUACAACAGACUUCCAUUUUUUAUGAACUACUUCUUUGACACCUAUUUGCUGAUUAAUGAAGACACACCUGUAGGAACAUCGGUUACUCAGCUUCUUGCCAAAGACCUUGACGAUGACAAGUUAGUAUUCGGAGUUGUGGGAGAUGAGGCAACAAAAUUUUUUGCUGUGGAAAGUGAGACUGGUGUCGUGUGGCUAAGACAACCCUUGGAUAGAGAGACUAAAUCAGAAUUCACAGUUGAAUUUUCCGUCAGCGACAGCCAGGGGGUCAUUAAAGGCAAAGUAAAUAUUCAAGUUGGUGAUGUCAACGACAACGCUCCAACAUUUCACAACCAGCCAUACACUGUGCGCAUCGCAGAGAAUACGCCGGUGGGGACUCCAAUCUUCAUUGUGAAUGCAGUAGAUCCUGAUCAGGGUACAGGUGGCAGUGUUCUCUACUCCAUUCAGCCACCCUCCGAAUUUUUCAACAUUGACAAAUCUCGUGGCAUCGUAACAGUCAUAAAACAACUGGAUUACGAGGUCACUCAGGCGUACCAAUUACAGGUUAAUGCCACGGAUCAAGACAAGACAAAACCCUUAUCAACAUUAGCCAACUUGGCAAUCACCAUCACAGACGUGCAAGACAUGGACCCCAUCUUUGUCAACUUACCGUACAGCACAAAUAUCCAUGAGAACUCACCACCGGGAACAACUGUUCGCAUGAUAACCGCCGUUGAUCAAGACAAAGGACGUCCCAGAGGAAUUGGCUACACGAUAGUGUCUGGAAACACCAACAGUAUCUUCGCCUUGGAUUAUAUCAGCGGUGCCUUAACACUAAAUGGGCAGCUGGACAGAGAGAACCCCCUCUAUACAUCCGGAUUCACUCUGGUUGUUAAGGGAACUGAACUGUUGGACGACCGCAGUCCAUCUGACGCAACAGUGACUACAACAUUUAAUAUUCUUGUGAUUGACAUCAAUGACAAUGCCCCUCAAUUUAACAGUUCCGAAUACAGAGUCAGUAUACCAGAGCUGGCUCAACUGGGUUUUGCUUUGCCCCUUUACAUUCAAGUGCAAGAUAAAGAUGAGGGUUUGAACAGUGCCUUUGAGGUAUACAUGGUAGGAAACAACUCCAACCAUUUCAUUAUUUCCCCAACCUCCGUUCAAGGAAAAGCCGACAUCCGAAUGCGAGUGGCUGUUCCACUGGAUUUUGAGACAAUACCGCGCUAUGAAUUCUCUCUGUAUGCCAAUGAGAGUGCUUUGGACCAUGUGGGAUUUUCUCAAGUAAAGAUUGACCUCAUCAACGAGAAUGAUAACCGCCCCAUUUUCAGCCAACCACUCUACAAUGUAUCUCUCUUUGAGAAUGUUACUGUUGGGACCACCGUCCUCAGGGUUUUAGCUACAGACAAUGAUGUCGGAACGUUUGGAAAAGUGAACUAUUUCUUCAGUGAUGACCCAGACAGGUUUUCUCUUGACAAAGACACCGGGGUUAUCACCAUCACCGCCAAAUUAGACUUCGAGACCACACAGCGAUACACCCUCACAGUCAUUGCCAGGGACGGGGGUGGCGAGGAAACCACAGGGCGCGUACGCAUCAACGUUUUGGAUGUCAAUGACAACACCCCAACUUUUCAGAAAGAGUCGUAUCUAGGUGCAAUUCGAGAAAAUGAACCAUCUGUGGUCACUGUCGUCAAGCUCAGGGCUACAGAUGAAGAUUCAGCGCCGAAUAACCAGAUUACAUACAGUAUCGUGGAAGCCUCUGCGUUUCGCAAUGUUUUUGAAAUUUCCAUCUCUGAAGGUUACGGAGUGAUAACUGUGACUCGCCCCUUGGAUUACGAACAAAUUUCUAAUGGAGUCAUAUCUUUGACGGUUAUGGCAAAGGAUGCAGGCACACCACCCCUGAACAGCACUGUCCCUGUCAGCAUUGAAGUGUUUGAUGAGAAUGACAAUCCUCCCACAUUCAGCCGCCCAUCCUACAUCAUUACUGUGAUGGAAAACAUCAUGGCAGGAGCCACAGUGCUGUUUUUAAAUGCUACUGAUUUGGACCGCUCUAGAGAAUAUGGCCAGGAGUCGAUCAUAUACUCUUUGGAUGGCUCCCCUCAGUUCCGAAUUAAUGCCCGAUCAGGGGAAAUCACAACGACAACUCUUCUGGAUCGUGAAGCCAAGUCUGAGUACAUCUUAAUCAUCCGAGCAGUAGAUGGCGGUGUGGGAUCUAAUCAGAAAAUUGGUAUUGCUACGGUAAAUAUCACUUUGUUGGACAUCAAUGAUAAUGCCCCCCAAUGGAAGGACGAGCCAUUCCUGGUCAACCUGGUAGAGAUGACGCCGCCAGAUUCAGAUGUCACCACGGUUGUAGCAGUUGACCCCGAUCUGGCAGAGAAUGGCACACUGGUUUACAGCAUCAACCCUGCUAACAGGUUCUAUACCCUGAACAGCACUACCGGUAAAAUUCGGACAACGGGAGUGGUGCUUGACCGAGAAAACCCAAAUCCACAAGAAGCUGAAAUGAUGAGGAAGAUCAUCAUCUCUGUUACAGACCGAGGAAGGCCGCCGCUCCGAGCCACAAGCAGUGCCACUGUUAUAGUGAACUUGCUUGAUCUCAAUGACAAUGAUCCCACAUUUCAGAACCUGCCAUUUAUUGCUGAAAUCUUAGAGGGUGCACCUGUUGGAUCAUCUGUAUUUCAGGUGGUGGCCAUUGACCUAGAUGAAGGCCCGAAUGGAGCCGUGACCUAUCGCAUGCAGGUGGGCAUGCCACGGAUGGACUUUGUCAUAAAUAGCACUAAUGGACUAGUCACCUCUACAGCUAUACUGGACAGAGAAAGGACAGCAGAGUAUUAUCUUCGAGUGGUAGUCAGUGACUCAGGAACUCCUUCCAAAAGUUCAACCAGCACACUUACCGUUCGGGUUGGGGAUGUGAAUGAUGAAAGUCCUACUUUUUCCCCCACUUUCUACAAUAUAUCAUUGGCCGAAAAUGUACCUCGAGAUUUUGUGGUGGUACGACUAAACUGUACCGAUGCUGACACCGGACUGAAUGCUGAGUUAAGCUAUUUCAUUACUGGUGGAAACCAAGAUGGGAAGUUCAUGGUAGGCUUUCGAGAUGGUGUCCUACGCACAGUUGUGAACCUUGACCGGGAAACAAUGUCAUCCUAUAGCCUUCUACUUGAGGCAAUUGACAAUGGACCUGCCGGGAACAGAAAAACAGGAACAGCCACAGUUCGGUUGACUGUACUGGAUAUCAACGACAAUCGGCCCAUCUUUCUCAAGAGCAGCUACGAGGCCACUGUCCCAGAGAACCUGUCUGCCUCCAGUAGUAUUGUACAGUUGGAGGCUACUGACGAUGAUGAGGGAGAGAAUGGCAGAGUGUGGUAUCGAAUUAUCAGCGGAAACAGUCAAAAUAAUUUUCGAAUUGAUGGCAGCACUGGGCUAGUUUUGCGUGGUCCUCAACCUCUUGACCGAGAAUCCAAUUCCUCUCAUGUUUUGAUGGUUGAAGCCUACAACAAUGACCUGGGACCAAUGAGAAACUCAGUAAGGGUAAUUGUUUAUGUUGAAGAUGUCAACGAUGAGCUUCCAGUUUUUACACAGCAGCAGUACAGUCGCUUGGGGUUGCGAGAAACGGUUGGCAUUGGUACCUCUGUAACAGUGGUUCGAGCCACAGAUCGAGAUACAGGUGAUGGUGGACUGGUGAUAUACAAGUUAAUUUCUGGCUCGGAUGGGAAGUUUGAGAUUGAUGGAAGUACUGGACUCCUCACAACUAUUAAUUAUCUUGAUUAUGAGACUAAAACGUCAUAUUACAUGAAUGUGUCAGCCACGGACCAAGCAUUUCCCUUCAACCGUGCUUUUUGUACCAUUUAUGUCUCACUGAUGAAUGAACCCGACGAAGCUGUUCAGUUUACCAGUACAUCCUAUGAGGCAGUGAUAACAGAAAACAUUGCAACAGGCACUGAAGUGAUUCGAGUACAAGCCCGAUCUGUUGACAAUUUAAACCAACUGAGUUACCGGUUUGAUCAGAACACAAAUGCCCAGGCACAGGCUCUUUUCAAAAUCGAUGCAAUCACAGGUGUAAUAACAGUGAAAGGUUUAGUAGACCGGGAAAAAGGUGACCAGUAUAUUUUAACUGUUAUGGCAGACGAUGGCGGACCCAAGAGAGAUUCUGCUGUGGUAUCUAUUACUGUUCUGGAUGAAAACGAUAACUCCCCCCAAUUCGAUCCUACAUCUGAUUCUGUGGUCAGUGUUGCUGAGGACAGUGCCACCGGGAGGAGAAUCGCAUCAGUUGUGGCCAGAGAUCCAGAUGCUGCAAAUAAUGGCCUGGUGACAUUUUCACUUACAGCCGGAAAUGUAGGUGGUCUCUUUGAGAUUCGCACAACCAACAACACAGUAGGUGACAUUUUUCUGGUGAAAUCGUUGGACCGGGAAUUGCAAGAGCAAUAUAUAUUGAAGAUUCAAGCUUCAGACAGUGGUUCCCCACCAAGAAGAACAGACUAUACAUUGACAGUGAAUGUCUUGGACGUUAAUGACAAUCCUCCUAUCAUUGGCUAUCCAUAUGGCUACAACGUCAGUGUGUUAGAGAAUGUUGGAGGGGGGACAUCUGUGAUUAGGGUGACCGCAACAGAUAAGGACAAAGGCCUCAACAGUGUCCUUUCAUAUUACAUCACACAAGGCAAUGAAGACCUAACCUUUCGUAUGGACCUACUGACUGGUGAAAUUGCUACAAGGCCAUCGCCACCUGACCGCGAAAGGCAGAGCUUCUAUCGACUUGUGGUCAUUGUAGCAGAUGAAGGAAACCCUGCCCUUUCCGCAACAACGACAGUACUUGUGACAAUCCUAGAUGAAAAUGACAAUGCCCCUGUGUUUCAAGGGGUGCCAUAUGAGGUCACUUUGGAUGAGGGUCCUCUCACACUUAACAAGAUCAUUAUCACUACGACAGCAGUGGAUCGUGACGAAGGACCCAAUGGAACUGUCGCCUACUCCAUCAUUAGCGGCAACCUACAGAACACCUUUUCAAUAAAUAACGCAACAGGAUUGAUACGAGCUGUAAAGGAACUGGAUUAUGAAGUAUGUUUGGGCCGAUACACUCUCGUAGUGACUGCCACCGACCAGUGUCCGCUGGUGCUCCGUCGUAUGACAUCCACUACCACGGUUUUGGUCAAUGUAAAUGAUAUCAACGACAAUUGGCCCACAUUUCCAAAGGCCUACGAGGGUCCCUUUGAAAUUACUGAAGGGCAACCGGGACCUAGAGUGGCCACAUUUAAAGCUGUAGACACAGAUUCUGGUCUCAAUGGCCAAGUGGAGUACAGCAUUGUGGGAGGUGACAUUUUGGGAGAGUUUGUGGUAUCCUCAGUAGAAGGGGAUUUAAGAGUUAUAAAGGAUUACGAGCUUGACCGAGAGAACAUUGCUUCAUAUAACAUUACCAUCAUGGCAAAAGAUAGAGGAAACCCAUCAUUCAGCUCUACGGUUUUGGUGGAUGUCCGUGUGUUGGAUAUCAACGAUAAUGACCCAGUGCUUCUAAAUCUUCCACAAAAUAUUACCAUCAGCGAAAAUACCCCUGUAUCAACACCUAUCACUCGAAUUUUUGCUAGCGAUGCAGACACUGGGCGUAAUGCUCUCCUGACCUUCAACCUAACGGCUGGGAAUAUCGAGAACACGUUUUCCAUAAAUGAAAAUACUGGUGUGGUCUAUGUAAAUCGGCAGCUGGACAGAGAGAAAAUUAACGAGUACAGGUUAACUGUGACCGUGAAGGACAAUCCAGAAAACACACGAAACUCAAGAAGGGAUUUUGACCUGUUGAUUGUGACGAUAUCUGAUGAAAAUGACAACCGCCCUGUGUUCACUCAAGAAUCAUUCCAGGCUGAAAUUAUGGAGAACUCUCCAGCAGGAACAGCUCUCACAGUCCUGAAUGGGCCUAUUCUAGCUUUAGAUAAUGACUUAGGACAAAAUGCAGUGGUAUCUUAUCGACUACUUGGGACCUUCGUGGAUCUGUUUACCAUAAGCAACAGCACAGGCGUCGUGACUUUGGGCAAUGCCAGAACAAUUGACAGAGAAGCUUAUGUAGUUCCAGUACUGAAUCUGACAUUAGUAGCCGAGGACAUUGGAAGACUGAAUGGCACAGCCAGGCUUAUUGUUACAAUAUUAGAUGCCAAUGACAACAGGCCUAUUUUUAUUCCACCGAAUAUUCUUGUGCAUCUGCGAGAAAACAGCCCACCAGGUUCUUCUGUUGUUCAGGUUGUGGCUACAGAUAGGGACAGUGGUCCAAAUCAACAGCUUACCUAUCGUAUUGAAAGUGGUGCUCAGGAUAGGUUCCUUAUUAACUCAUCUACUGGGGUCAUCAGAGUAGCCAACGUCACAGUGGAUCGAGAAGAGAAAGAUGUCUACAGGCUGACUGUGGUGGCCACAGACCAAGGCACUACCCCUUUAUCCGGAAGCACCACUGUUAACAUACUUAUAGAUGAUGUCAAUGACAGCCCACCAGAAUUUAUCAACCCCAUCCAAACUGUGAGUGUCUUAGAGUCUGCCGAAGUGGGAACCAAGGUAGCAGAGGUCACUGCUAUAGACCGAGACCUGAAUCCACGUCUUGAGUAUUACAUCAUUGAAAUUGUGGCAAAGGAUGAUACCAACGCUAUCGUGCUUAACCAACAAGGAGAUUUCUACAUUGAUUUCAAAACGGGAGCCGUUAUGGUAAAAUCUACUCUAAACAGAGAGCUUGUAGCUACGUAUGAUAUUACAAUCUCCGUUUACGAUAAUGCUAGUGAGGUGGUGGACAAAUCAGUCAGUAUUCCUAAUGCAAAACUCACCGUGAAUAUUCUGGAUGUUAAUGACAACACUCCCAGAUUUCGUCCUUUUGGAGUGACUGUAUUCACUGAGAGAAUAGUGGAAGGUGCAACCCCUGGGACAACCCUGAUUUCCGUGUCAGCUGUAGACCCAGAUAAAGGACUUAAUGGACAGAUAACCUACUCCCUUCACAAUCUUGUACCUGCUGGAUAUGUACAACUGGAAGACAGCAUGGCUGGUAAGAUUGUUGCAAAUCGAACGGUUGACUACGAGCAAGUUCAGUGGUUAAAUUUCACAGUUAGGGCUUCAGAUAACGGAUCCCCUAGAAGAUCUGCUGAGAUUCCAGUUUAUCUACAAAUAGUGGAUAUUAAUGAUAACAACCCAAUCUUCAGUCAAUCAUCAUAUCAGAAACCCGUGUUUGAGGAUAUCCAACUUGGUUCAACAGUACUGCAAAUUAAAGCCACUGAUGCGGAUUCCGGGCGCUUUGCUCUCAUACAGUACAGCCUUGUGGACGGAGAGGGGAAAUUUGGGAUCAAUCCUACAACGGGCGAUAUCUAUAUCCUGUCUCCCUUGGACAGAGAGAAAAAAGAUCACUACACGCUCACUGCUAUUGCCAGGGACAACCCCGGAGAUAUCGCCAGCAACCGUCGUGAAAACUCUGUGCAGGUUCUUAUCACAGUGCUGGAUAUCAAUGACUGCAGGCCACAGUUUUCCAAGAGCCAAUUCAGCACAAGUGUGUACGAAAAUGAACCUGAGGGCACAUCUGUCAUCACUGUGUCCGCAACCGAUCUGGACGAAGGAGACAAUGGGGUGGUGACAUACAAUCUUGAGGGCCCAGGCGUAGAGGCGUUUCUUAUUGAUACAGACUCUGGACUCAUAACAUCACGAAGACUUCUGCAAUCCUUUGAGAGGUUUAACUUAACAGUUGUGGCAACAGACAAAGGCAGACCACCUUUGUGGGGAACAGCUAUGUUAAGGGUGGAAGUAAUUGAUGUCAAUGACAAUCGGCCUGUGUUUGUACGACCUCCGAAUGGUACCAUACUCCACAUAAAAGAGGAAAUUCCUUUGAAGUCCAAUGUGUAUGAAGUAUAUGCCACUGACAAUGAUGAGGGGAUGAAUGGCGCUGUACGUUACAAUUUUCUGAAACCUGGGGCUGGAAACAAGGACUGGGAGUAUUUUAGUAUUGAUUCAGUUAGUGGGCUUAUUCAGACCGCACAAAGGUUGGACCGAGAGAAGCAAGCCAUUUAUAAUUUGAUAAUUGUAGCCAAUGACCUUGGGCAACCAGUGCCUUAUGAAACCAUGCUGCCUCUUCAAGUUGCAUUGGAUGAUAUCGAUGACAAUGAGCCCAUCUUUGUGAGACCACCAAGAGGGGCCCUACAGUACCAAAUUCUAUCGGUCCGGGAACACUCCAGACCAGGAACUGUGGUGGGAAACAUCUCUGGUGGAGUGGAUGCAGAUGAGGGAUCUAAUGCAAUUGUCUACUAUUUUAUUGCAGCUGGUAACCAAGAUAAUAAUUUCCAGCUGUUACCAGAGGGGAAGCUAACAGUGCUCCAGAACCUGGAUAGGGAGAAGGAACCAAUUUACACCAUCAUUGUUAAGGCCUCCAGCAACAAGAAUUGGACACCCCUGAGGAGUCUGAGGGCAUCUCACAGCUAUGACCCAAGCAUGGAUUCUACUCUACAAGAAGUGAGAAUCUAUCUGGAAGACAUUAACGACCAACCACCCAGGUUUACAAAGUCUGAAUAUACAGCUGGUGUUGCAACGGAUGCGAAAGUUGGCUCAGACCUAAUUAAAGUUCUAGCUGUCGAUGCUGACGUGGGCAACAACAGUUUGGUAUACUACAGCAUCCUGGGAAUACACUACAUUAAACUGAACUCCAAUGAUUCGGUCGCGGUGAAAAAUAUCUUUGUUAUUGGUCCUGUUGAUGGCAUCAUUAGGACAUUUGAUCUAUUUACGGCAUACAGUCCUGGCUACUUUGUGCUGGACAUCAUGGCUGCAGAUCUGGCAGGGCACAAUGAUACUGCUGUUGUUGGAAUUUACAUUUUAAGGGAUGAUCAGCGCUUGAAGAUAGUUAUUAAUGAGAUUCCAGAUCGAGUGCGCGAGUUUGAAGAGGAGUUCAUACGGUUGCUGUCCAACAUCACAGGGGCCAUUGUGAACACAGAUGAUGUCCAGUUUCAUGUGGACAAAAAAGGUCGGGUGAACUUUGCCCAGACAGACAUGCUGAUCCAUGUGGUAAAUCGAGACACUAACAGAAUUCUAGACGUAGAAAGAGUUAUCCAGAUGAUUGAUGAAAAUAAAGAGCAAUUACGAAAUCUUUUCCGCAAUUAUAAUGUCCUGGAUGUUCAGCCUGCCACCGCAGCACAAGCAGCAGAGGACUUGUCUGCCUUACAGAUGGCAAUUAUUAUUUUGGCUAUUCUCCUGUUUCUGGCUGCUAUGCUGUUUAUAUUUAUGAACUGGUAUUACCGGACAAUACAUAAACGGAAGCUAAAAGCAAUUGUAGCUGGCUCAACUGGUAAUAGAGGAUUUAUGGAUAUUCUUGAUAUGCCUAAUACAAAUAAAUACUCAUUCGAAGGAGCAAAUCCCGUGUGGCUCGAUCCCUUCUGUAGGAACAUGGAGCUAGCAGCUCAGGCGGAACAUGAAGAUGACUUGCCAGAGAACCUAAGUGACAUCACAGACCUUUGGAACAGCCCAGCUAGAACACAUGGUACUUUUGGCCGAGAACCAACGGCUUCCAAACCAGAAGAUGAUCGCUACCUUCGUGCAGCCAUCCAAGAAUAUGACAACAUUGCAAAACUUGGCCAGAUCAUGCGAGAAGGACCCAUUAAGGGAUCGCUGCUGAAAGUGGUGUUGGACGAUUAUAUGAGGCUAAAAAAACUGUUAGCUCAAAGGAUGGUUCAUAAGGCCACCACAAGCACUGGGGACCAAUCCUCGGUCACAGAGUUGAUCCAGAAUGAUUUAGAUGAUGAUGAAGACCAGAGCCCAAUGCAUGGUUCCCUCCGCUUUAAGCACAAACAGCCAAUUGAAUUAAAAGGACCAGAUGGGAUUCAUGUGGUUCAUGGAAGCACUGGAACAUUGUUGACCUCCGAUAUAAAUAGUUUACCUGAAGAUGACCAAAGAGGUCUUGGGCGAUCUUUGGAGACUCUACAUACGGACAAUGGUAUUUUGUAUGACAGAAACGCUCGAACAGAGUCUGCCAAGUCAACACCAAUGCACAAGCUGAGAGAUACAAUCGUGGAAAGCCCUCUGGAGAUAACAGAGUUAUGACUAGAGGUGGCCUCAUUGGUCUAGCAGUUAAGAAUUAUGUACUGAGCUGGAACUUCAAUGUCACUGCACAAAAUGAAAGGGUCGGACUUGCACAAUGUAGGCUGCAGAAGGUCUACAAAGAGGAAGCACAAUUUAGGCUGCAGACAGACUACAAAGAGGUAGCACAACUGGGCCGAGGAAAGCCUACAAAGCACAAAAUGAUUGACCUUCUCUCACUCAGGUCGGACUAUAAAAGUCUUAUACAAAAGGCUUAUGACAAAGCAAGGACAACUUUUAGUUUUUGAAGGACGAAAAUUGGGAAUUUUGCAGCUGCACAAAUUACAGCAUGUUGCUUUAAUGGGUUUGGAACAAUGGACAUGAGAGCACAUUAUUGUGUUUUUUGGCCUUCUUUCAUCAAUUGAAGAGAAAUGUUAAGUUUGAGAAUGGGGAGAGGUAAACUAUUGCUCGGUACCAAGAUUUCUUAUCUGCAGGCGGUGGAAGAACUCUAGAGAAUAGACCAAAAACUCUGGUUUGAAAACUAACCACUGCCAUAGGCCUUUGAGGUCAUAUAAGAAAAUUCUUUGAACUUCAAAAAAACAUCUUCAUGUUCUGUGUGCUAGUUCCAAGGUUGCAUCACCAGGAAUUCUGGACGAGGUUUUAUGUGUGCACUUUCAUUUAAAAUUCCAAUGUCUGUCAGUUGUGAUUUUUAUUUUUCCAUAUUUUUUUUGUUGGUAGGUGGGAUGAAGAAAUCGAUAUAAGAUUGAAAAAUAAACAAAUAAAACGGUUCUAAAAUGCUUGGGCCAGAAUAAAUUUUUUUUAUUUUCUUUGUCAAAUAUACAAAGAGAGCAGAAGUUAACAA
Messenger RNA from Pelobates fuscus (common spadefoot toad), 11113 nucleotides. It is a transcript of the gene CDH23, whose product is annotated as cadherin related 23. Bases 202 to 10275 code for a protein of 3357 amino acids. Lineage: Eukaryota; Metazoa; Chordata; Amphibia; Anura; Pelobatidae. The transcript has 68 exons. The record is from RefSeq and is a predicted model, not a curated record. Gene Ontology annotation, molecular function: cadherin binding; calcium ion binding. Gene Ontology annotation, cellular component: catenin complex; plasma membrane. Gene Ontology annotation, biological process: homophilic cell-cell adhesion.